AUGAUGGCGUAUAUGAACCCGGGGCCCCACUAUUCCGUCAAUGCCUUGGCUCUGAGUGGCUCCAGUGUGGAUUUGAUGCACCAAGCUGUUUCCUACCCCAGCGCCCCGAGAAAGCAGCGGCGGGAGCGGACCACCUUCACCCGGAGCCAGCUAGAGGAACUGGAGGCUCUGUUUGCCAAGACCCAGUACCCGGAUGUGUAUGCCCGUGAGGAGGUGGCCCUGAAGAUUAACCUGCCUGAGUCCAGGGUUCAGGUUUGGUUCAAGAACCGCAGAGCUAAAUGUAGGCAGCAGCGGCAGCAGCAGAAACAGCAGCAGCAGCCUCCAGGGACACAGGCCAAGGCUCGUCCUGCCAAGAGGAAGGCAGGCACGUCCCCAAGAGCCCCCACGGAUGUCUGUCCAGACCCCCUGGGCAUCUCAGAUUCCUACAGCCCCCCUCUAGCUGGCCCCUCAGGCUCUCCCACCGCAGCAGUGGCCACUGUGUCCAUUUGGAGUCCGGCCUCAGAGUCCCCUUUGCCCGUGGCCUCAGGGCCUUCUCUCCCCUCAGCCCCCUACACCAUGACCUACGCCCCAGCCUCUGCUUUCUGCUCUUCCCCCUCAGCCUAUGGGUCUCCCAGCUCCUACUUCAGUGGCCUGGAUCCCUACCUUUCUCCCAUGGUGCCCCAGUUGGGGGGCCCGGCUCUCAGCCCCCUUUCGGGCCCCUCCGUGGGACCCUCCCUGGCCCAGUCCCCCACAUCUUUGUCAGGCCAGAGCUACAGCGCCUACAGCCCUGUGGACAGCUUGGAAUUCAAGGACCCCACAGGCACCUGGAAAUUCGCCUACAACCCCAUGGAUCCUCUGGACUACAAGGAUCACAGUGCCUGGAAGUUUCAGGUCUUGUAG
This is a messenger RNA of Rhinolophus ferrumequinum (greater horseshoe bat), 879 nucleotides long. It is a transcript of the gene CRX, whose product is annotated as cone-rod homeobox. Gene Ontology annotation, cellular component: nucleus. Gene Ontology annotation, molecular function: RNA polymerase II cis-regulatory region sequence-specific DNA binding; DNA-binding transcription factor activity, RNA polymerase II-specific. The coding region runs from base 1 to 879 and encodes 292 amino acids. Gene Ontology annotation, biological process: multicellular organism development; regulation of transcription by RNA polymerase II. NCBI's taxonomy places the organism in Eukaryota, Metazoa, Chordata, Mammalia, Chiroptera, Rhinolophidae. The transcript has 3 exons. The record is from RefSeq and is a predicted model, not a curated record.